Molecule: messenger RNA, 4099 nt
Organism: Acanthopagrus latus (yellowfin seabream)
Lineage: Eukaryota; Metazoa; Chordata; Actinopteri; Spariformes; Sparidae
Gene: pex1
Product: peroxisomal biogenesis factor 1
Exons: 24
Coding region: 113-3859 (1248 amino acids)
Biological process (GO): protein import into peroxisome matrix
Cellular component (GO): peroxisomal membrane; peroxisome; cytosol
Molecular function (GO): ATP hydrolysis activity; ATP binding
Source: RefSeq, a predicted model, not a curated record
CAGCUGCUUUGGUCUAGCUGGGCACACUCGGAGCACAUCGAUCAACUAUGAGUCUCUUGCAGAAUUUGACGUUAGCAGUGCCACCUGACUUGUAUUUGUUCAUGUGAACACUAUGUUCUGUAAUCAGGGCAUUCAACCCGUAACUGUUGUUUUUAACAACACAAAAAACUGCUUUCUUCACCUCUCCUCGAAGUUAGCGUUGCAUCUUUCCUUGAACGAGAAUCAGGCUUUGGAGUUGUCAUGGGACCACGGAUCUCCAGUUUUCCUCAGCUGGACUCACAACAGGACCUCCUCCAGCCUGGACAGCCAUAAAGUGGAGCUAUGUCGACAACUGGGAGAAAAGCUAGGCCUGAGAGAUGGAGAGCAGGGUUUCCUGAGACCAUGUCACCAGGUUUCAUCAGUGCGUCAAGUGUUUGUGGAGCCUUUGUCAGCUGAUGAUUGGGAAAUCUUGGAGCUCCACAGUGCCGCACUGGAGCAGCAGCUGCUGGAUCAAAUCAGAGUGGUUUUCCAAGAUGCUGUGUUUCCUGUGUGGGUGGACAGCCACACAGCCAUCUACAUCCAAAUAGCAUCACUUUCACCAUCCGUGCCCUACGGUCGCCUGGAGCAGUUCACAGAACUAGUUGUCUCUCCAAAGAUCCGCCCUGGAAUUGGCAACCUCAGUGGUUCUCCAGGGAGAACCAGCGAGGAGCAGCAUUUUCACAGACAGCAAAAUAUGGAUCAUUCCACCCGCGCAGGACCAUCCCCCAUUCCUCAAAACCACCAGUGGGGUGGUAUAGCUGACCUGAAGAGCCUACUACGCUAUAUGAUUAAGGGUACCUGUGGUCCAGUUAACGAGCUCCAGCCUGUACCCGACAUCCCCGCCCUCUUCACAGACUCCAUGUACAGAGUGUGUGCUGCACCUCCAGCCUCUCUUUGCACUAUAAGCCACGUCGCAACCGGCGUCAUUCACUUAUUCCCUCUGAGCCAUAAGUCAAAUGCUGGGCUUACUGGAGGUCAGGCCCCAGUGACUUAUGGCCUGCUCUUGAAGGUGCCCUCGCCUAAAGAGCAGAGGGACAGAGCCAAGCAGGCCAUGGAGAAAAAGAAGAACACAGGAGUUACUAAAGCUGCUGCCACAGCGGAUGGAGGAGAGGGGGUAAAAGAAGAAGAAGCUGCGGUGGUCAGGGUGGUGUGGCAUGGUACUGGGGAGGAAAGACAUCUCAGAAAGGGAGAGAUCCAUAGUGGAAGAGUGUGGAUCCCACAGCCCCUUGCCACGAGGUUGGAUAUCAUCCCACAUUCAACCGUUAGAAUUAAACCAGUCAAAUCGACUGUCAAAGUCGCCUCCUCUAUUCGCCUACAGCCCCUAAAGCCACUGCCUGAGGAGGAGGAGGAGGAGGAGGAGGAGAUUCAGACAGCUUUCCUUGGUUGGCUCCACACUCAGAGUCAUGAACCUUUAGCCUGUCUCACUCCACGGACUGGCAACAUCCUCCUACAUGGAACUGAUGCAAAGUUAGAGUUGGCUUUGACUGUGCUGAAACCAGAAGCAGAGAGUGACCCUCCAGACCAGCUGUUUUUAUUAUCACCCGCGGUUAUCGGGAAGGAACACCUACAGUUAGACAGAGAGCCAGUGGCCACGCCGGCUGUGACAUCUGUAGCUGAAACACCCAAACCAGAUCUUCCCUCCCUCAGUAUUCUUGGUGGGAUGGAUGAGCUCAGUAGGACUGGGUUCCAGUUCAUCUCCCACAGCCUUCUGGGUAGUCCCCUCUCACGAGAGCUUGGCACCGCUGGACGGGGUCUCCAAGGUGGCAGUCUACUCAUCACUGGUGCUAAGGGAAGUGGAAAGAGUACCUUGUCCCGAGCCCUCUGUGGAAAAGCUAGAGAACAUCUGGAUGCACAUGUGGAGGUGGUGGACUGCAAAAAACUACAAGGCAAACGGGCAGAAACCGUGAGACAGAUGCUGCAGGACGUUUUUGAGCAGGCGGAGUGGAGGCAGCCUUCUGUUGUUCUGCUUGAUGACUUGGACCAUGUGACAGGAACGCCAUCCUCACCUGAACAUGAGCAUGGUCCUGAGGCGGUGCUGCAGCAGCACAUUGCACAGAGUCUGAAGGAUGUGGUGGACGAGCUGGUGCUUCACUCCAGCCUGGUGUGUCUGAUCAUCACCAGCCAGAGUGAGCAUUCCCUCCACCCCUCCCUGACAGAGGUGCAGGGGUCCCACUUCAUCCAGGGCUUGGUGCACAUCCAGCCACCAGACCAGGCUCAGAGAGCAGAAAUCCUGCAGCGUCUGAUCCUCAGAAAAAACAGCCUAGCAGAGGAGACCUUACAGACUCUAGACCUAGCCGCUGUUGCCAAGGAGACGGAGGGAUACAUGCCCCAAGACCUGGUACUGCUGUUGGAACGGGCCGUCCACGCCAGCACUGUGCAACAAAGACACAGUGACCAGGGUGUGUGUCUGUCGUCGAGGGACUUCGUGCAGGCUCUCAAGGGAUUCACACCUCCCUCUUUGUGGGGUGCUGACCUCCACAGCCCAAGUGGAGUUGGGCUGGAGAGGGUGGGCGGGCUGAGGGAGGUGCGACAGCAGCUAAUGGACACCAUAAUGCUCCCUGCUAAGUAUCCCAUCCUGUUCGCCAAUCUUCCUAUCCGCCAUCGCUCAGGAAUAUUGCUGUAUGGAGCUCCUGGUACAGGGAAGACCCUGCUGGCCAGAGCUGUGGCCAAAGACAGUGGUAUGCACUUCAUCAGCAUCAAGGGACCUGAACUCCUCAGUAAGUACAUUGGGGCGAGUGAGCAGGGAGUCCGUGAUGUCUUCCAAAGGGCACAAGCUGCCAAGCCGUGCAUCUUGUUCUUCGAUGAGUUCGACUCUCUGGCCCCCAGGAGGGGCCACGACAGCACAGGUGUCACCGACCGUGUGGUCAACCAGCUCCUCACCCAGCUGGAUGGGGUGGAGGGACUGCAGGGUGUUUAUGUGCUCGCGGCCACCAGCCGUCCAGAUCUGAUUGAUCCGGCCCUGCUGAGACCUGGAAGACUGGACAAAUCCCUGUACUGCCCCCCUCCUGACCUGGAGGCUCGUGUGGAGAUCCUGAAGGCUCUGAGCAGCGGCAUCACCCUCGCUGCCGAUGUCGACCUGGAGCAGCUGGCUGCAGCGACGGAGCAGUUCACCGGGGCUGACCUGAAGGCCCUGCUAUACAACGCCCAGCUGGAGGCAGUCCACAACAGCCUGGGCUCCGGCACACCGCAUGAGCUGACCUCUGGCUCAGAAAGCGACAUGAGCCUGUCCUCCAUGAUCUUCCCGAACAACUGCAGUGGCUCGGAUGAUUCAGUGGGGGAGGGAGAAGCGGUUGCGGGGCUGGAUCAGUCCAUGGUUCUCCUGGAGCCCAGCGAGCUUAAAGUGGAAGACGAACAUCUUGGGAACGUCUGGAGACUCUACUUCGGAAGCUCCUACGAGUCGGAAUCAGGGAACUCGCCGAUUUCUGGACUGAUCUCCCAGUGCGCCUCUGGACCCAACUCCGGGAACCAUGACUUUUCAAGGGCGUCGGUCCGUGACCCCGGGGGCUUGAUCCCACCUGCAUACAUGUCGUCCCUCCGGAGCGGGUACGAAGAGCUCGGCCCCGAGCAGCUGGAGCGUCUACAGCAAGACGUUAAUAACAUCAAGAACAACUGCAGGAGAGGGAACGAGGACUGUGCGCGGGUGCGUUCAGCCUCGAGCCAGCCGGGCCUCCUGCUGUGUUCGGCUCAUGUGAACUCUGCCCUGGCCGCGACCAAGCCGUCUCUCAGCAAAGCCGACUGGAACAGAUACACAAAACUGUAUGAAGCGUUUGGCGGUGCGGGGGACGGAAAAUCUCCUCAGUCUGUCACUUUUAAACCUGGGCAACGAGUGACUUUAGCUUGAUCGGACGCGUCAGCUUGAUGCAGCUAAUUUCUUAUUUUGACGCCUACUAAUGAAAGUUGUGAUGGGUUUAUAAUUUAACAAUCAGUGGAGUUUAACAUUUGAAGACGAUAUGAACAAAAUGUUUAAAUGUUUCCUACUGACUUGAUUUAAAGACAUUUGUCUACUUAUAAUGUAAUUACUGUAUAUAUGUAUAAUGAGUAUAAAUGAUCUAAUUGCAAGAAUUAAACAUGAAUCUUUGUA